AUGAAAUCACUUCCCCCCGAGAUAAAAACCCCCGGGAUAAAAAGAGGACCGGCCAGUGAUACAGAGACAGGAUUCAACGAAAGCUGCAUCGACUGACCACUUUUCUUUUUCCGCGAUCCAGUCCAGUUAUUGACGACCAGAAUGAUGUCAAAGAAAUCGGGUGCGAUGGUUAUGGCGUUCGUUUGGUCUUGUUGCUGGAUGAUCCAAGUCAUCACAGGGACUCCAGUCGGAACACCGGAAAUGGAUCGAGGUUUAGGAGCCCCCUUGACUGCGGCAGAACUUGCAUGCAUUCCAACAUUUGGCAAAGCAGCACCUAAUGACUUGCCCACGUCCGAGGGAAAUGACAUCGUCAUGUUACCCAACAAGAACGCUUACGUUAAUCAAAAAUGGCCCAAAGCAAAUGCAAUUCCAUACGUCAUCGACUCGGCAUUUGAUGCCAAGGCGCGAUGCGCCAUCGGUUACGCCAUGACGCAGUAUCGCAAGUUCACCUGCAUCCACUUCGUCCCGCGAACGAAUCAAUCGGACUACAUCAAAAUCAACAAACUUGAUACAACAAGGUCAUAGACGAAGCGGAUUUCUCGCCAGAAAAACCUGCGAGAACUUUGGCCUCGACUCCGAUCCGGCUGGUCCUCAUUGAAACAUCUGCAUCCGUUUGCAACGAAACUUUUUGAAACGAGGGCAAAGUUGAUGACGUGAAUGGGCACCCCAGACCUUUUGGAUUCUACCCUGUGCAAUGAUAAAGGACAGUGUGAAUCGUGGGGGUUCAAUCCUGGCCAGCAUAAAUUGGAACACAGGUGCUCUAUGCAGACCUGAUGGUGGGCGCGAUUGGGUUGCCCAUUCCUAUUGGAAUUGGCCACGUUUAUAUCCCGACUAGUUGCUCCUGUUUCUAACGUCCCUCCCUUUUUCCCCCCGUUUGAAUCGAUUGGAAAACUGACGGCGGGGGUAUAAAAGACGUUCCCAUUCGUCGUUGGAUUCACAAACCCUCACAAUCGCCCGAAUAGAAAAUGAAGUUCCUUCCAAUCGUCUUCCUUUUGGCUGUCGUCUGUUUGGCCGUCGCUGCUGCCCAGGAGGCCCCAAACCCCAAACCCAAACCCCCCAGACCCCCUACUACAACGUCAACAACCACGUCCACUGUGAGAAAGACAACAACUCCUGUCACGACGACAACAGUCCGGCCAAUCAAAACAAGAAAACCCAAGAAAACCACCGCGACGACAACGACCACCAGCCAACCAACAACCACCACAACAGCAACAACAUCGCCGAGACGUACCACCACAGUCAACCCAGCAACGACCACGACUACUGCCCCACGUCGUACCGUCACCUGCACUGCGGUAGCUCUCACCGAAAUAUCUGAAUCACCUUGCGGGACUUGUACGUUGCUGACGCCAACGAGCGGGACGAUCCAGUCUCUCAACUUCCCCAACGACUACGGAGUGUACAAUUCUAGUGAUACGUUCAUCAACAGCCUCUACAAGAUCAAGGCCCCGCCGCGCAGGAAAAUACAACUGACAUUCACCACGUUCGUCGUGGAACAAAAAUUCGACCUAAUCAAUGUUUAUGACGGAAUAUUUCCGUCCGGGACGAUUCUAGCGGCAAAUCUCACCGGUUAUUCCCUCCCCCCUGCUCCAUAUACGACCGUCGAGACCAACCAAAUGUCGGUCGUUUUCGAUACGGAUAGAAAUAAUGCCGGUCUACCGUUUCGUUUGAGGCCCGCCAAAUGGCAGGCGACAUUCAAGGUAGUGCUCUAAUCCAAACAGCGCAAGUUCAUUCACGGCUGACAGUCAAAAUUCCCGGGCUUUUUAAUUCAUUUUUUUAAUGUGAAUUUGUAGUAGCUAAUAGCUAUGGAAAAAUAAUUUAAAUUCAGAAAUAUAUAAUCUCAUUCGACUGUCAAAAAAAUGG
Messenger RNA from Daphnia pulicaria, 1905 nucleotides. RefSeq names its product zinc metalloproteinase nas-7-like. Bases 1005 to 1754 code for a protein of 249 amino acids. Lineage: Eukaryota; Metazoa; Arthropoda; Branchiopoda; Diplostraca; Daphniidae. Gene Ontology annotation, biological process: proteolysis. The transcript has 8 exons. Gene Ontology annotation, molecular function: metalloendopeptidase activity. The record is from RefSeq and is a predicted model, not a curated record.